This is a messenger RNA of Cladocopium goreaui, 456 nucleotides long. The record is from the annotation of a GenBank genome assembly. Lineage: Eukaryota; Dinophyceae; Suessiales; Symbiodiniaceae.
AUGCGCAAGAGUUCUUUGAAGGAUUUUACCAGCAAAAAGCUUCUUUCCCAUGCAGAUGUCCCUGCUGUCAUCAAGGCAGGUCUGCAUUACGGCAACAAAGAAAAGAUGUGCACUUGGCAGAACUGCGAAGAUGACAAGACAGUCACUGGAGAUGGUGCCACGGCGCUGACUCAUUACACCUUCGUUCACCAAGUGUAUGGACAGGUGUCGCUUUGUGAGUAUGUGCUCCAGCCGACUGCAAGCAUGUUUUCCAAGAGAAUCCACGCGACGUGGCAAGCAAGGCCAGUGACAAGUGACCCUGAUCAGAAGAGCCAGUCCAGCAAAGAGUUCCUGAUUGACUUCUUUGGUUGGAUGGGGCGCGUGGCAAGCAACCAGGACAAAGACCACUAUUUUGACAAGUUCGCCUUGCCCAUGCUGAGGAAGGCUUUGCAGGGAAUCUCCGACUUCUUGCACUAG